Messenger RNA from Neoarius graeffei (lesser salmon catfish), 3103 nucleotides. RefSeq names its product angel homolog 1 (Drosophila) (gene angel1). The transcript has 10 exons. The coding region runs from base 203 to 2521 and encodes 772 amino acids. The record is from RefSeq and is a predicted model, not a curated record. NCBI's taxonomy places the organism in Eukaryota, Metazoa, Chordata, Actinopteri, Siluriformes, Ariidae. Gene Ontology annotation, molecular function: 3'-5'-RNA exonuclease activity.
CCAGGCUGUUACCCAUAAUUCCGUGCUUUGUUUCCAGCUGCCUGUCUAAUGGCCUGUUUGGAGAGACAGACAGACAGUGGUGUGGGACUGCUGUGAGACACUUUUAUUCGCAUUCUCAUGACACACACAUGCUGAACAGUGAGCGAGAUAAAUAAAGAUGUGUUUUUGUUCUUGAAAUGCUUAUAACGCUGAUAGUUAAGCGAUGAUUGGGAGCCUUAUUUAUUAUGGGCUGUAUCCUCUAACCCAACUCUUCAUUAGGCUCUCAGAGUCUUGGUGGAAACGUCGUCCGGUGAUCAUUAAUGGUAAAGCGGUGUGUGAUGGUGGUGCAUAUUCUUGCAGAAGCCUUAAUGAGCAGCAAACUGCUUUGUUGGGUCAGUGGUGCAACGCUGGAUCGGACGCUUCAGAAACCCCUGCGAGAAACAUUCAGCGUGAAAGGAGAGAGACUGAGGGACUGGUGGAGAGCAGAUCUCUUCUGGAAGUCAGGGAGGUGGUAGUGGAGCAGAAGAGUGACAUGGACGAGGACAAAGAGAACAUUAAUUCAGCAGACUUGAUGGAUGCUAAUCCAGAAUCGGAGAUGGAAGGGGAGGCGGUCUGUGUAUCGGAAUGGACCAAAAUCCAGACCGCUGCUGAUGAGCGCAAAUGGAAGUCUAGUUCUAAGGAGGAAAGGCAGAGAUUUCAAGGGAUGGUGACCGAGACUGGAGGUGUCUGUCCGUUCAUGCCAGCAGGUGGGUUCUCGUGUCACUUAGGUUCUUGUAUAGCAGCGCCAUUCAGCACACUGAUGCGUCUUGGCUCUGAUAACCAUGACCUUCUUAAAAGCCCACAAGAAUCCCAAGCUUGCACUAACAGAAACGAAUCUUUCGAACCAGCAGCAGAUGGUGCUGAAGAGAGUGAGCUUGAUGGUUCUGAUGUCCCACUACAAUUGACUUCUGGGCUGUUUACUAGUCAGAAUGUGUAUGGCGAUGACUUGGGCACCACAGGAAGUGAUGCUCAGGUCAGUAAUGGCAGGCUUGCGUAUGACCCGAGUGGACUCCUGGUGGACAGCCAUGUACAGUCCUUAGCUAAUCACAUAUGGCUCCAGUCUAUGCCCACUGGUUGGCAUUUUCCAACGGGACUUGGACUGUCAGAUGUAGUGUAUCAUCCCUUGCAGAUCUCAGGCACAAGCUACUACCAUGGAUUUCAAGAAAAUACAAAUUUUGAAGUGAUGUGGAGGAUAUGGGAGGACCUUGGUAAAACUUCCAGUCCCUGUAGCUCUCUCCACACACCCUGUGUAGAUUCUGGGCUUAAGUUUGACUUCACAGUUAUGUCCUACAACAUCCUGGCCCAAGAUCUGCUCGAGGCUAACUCGGGGCUGUAUGCACACUGCUCGGAGGACGUGCUAGCAUGGGAGAACCGUUUACAGAACAUUCUCAAACAGCUGCAGACCUGGGAACCUGAUAUUAUUUGUCUUCAAGAGGUGCAAGAGAAUCACUUCCAAGAGCGGAUGUAUCCAUCCCUGAUUGAGAUGGGAUACGACUGUGUGUACAAAUGCCGCACAGGCACCAAAACGGACGGCUGCGUGGUGUGUUACAAAGCUAAUCGCUUUACAGCGCUGUCUGUACGCCUGCUUGAGUUCUAUCGUCACGACUGUGAACUGUUGGACAGGGACAACGUGGGCGUCGUGCUGCUCCUCCAGCCAACCACAGCGCCUGGUGAAGGCAGUAGGUUCCGGCCCAUCUGCGUAGCCAACACGCACCUGCUUUUCAACCCCAGGAGGGGAGAUGUGAAACUGGCCCAGCUGGCUAUAAUGCUGGCAGAGAUUGACAACAUAGUCAAGCAGUGUAAGGUCAAAGGGCAUGAGUGCGAGAUCAUUCUGUGUGGGGACUUCAACUCCUUACCCAACAUGCCACUGUAUCAGCUGAUCGUCAUGGGCCAGCUCUACUAUCACGGACUGCCAAACUGGAUGGUGUCUGGUCAGGAGGACUUGUCCUAUAAAACCCAUCACCGGCGGCUUUACGCACCUUUGUGGCCCAACAGCUUGGGUAUCAACGAUAACUGUCAGUACUAUGACGUCUGUGAGCCUCAAGGCAAAGAAUCAGGGAAAUUGCAGUAUAAUCAUGACUUCCUGCGGCAGCUGCGUUACUGCCCAGCAGCCUGUGAGCGGCCCCCUGACCUGGAGCUCAUACCAGGUGUCACCGACAACAGUCCAACUCCUGAAGAAACACAGCCAGUUCCUCCAAGGCAUUUCAGAAACACCAUAUGCCAUGGCUUUAACCUAAGCUCCGUGUACAGCCAAAACAUACCGGGCACUGACCGCUGUGUCGUCACCACUCUGCACUCGCAUGGAGCUGCCAUGGUCGAUUACAUCUUCUACUCCACAAGAAGAGGACACGCGUCGGGUUGUGAUGACACAGACAAGGGUCUGAAGUUGCUCGGACGUCUCGCUCUGCUGUCCGAAGCUGAGCUUUGGUCGCUGAACGGAAUCCCAAAUGAAAUCUUCCCAUCAGACCACCUCAGUCUGCUGGCCAAGUUUCAGCUCUGCUGAUUGUUCAGCGUUCCAGAAAGGCUGACACAUCCAGGAGGUGCAUACAUGACCCCAAGUUCAAGUUACCAAAGUUGCAUUUUGGACGUGGCCACAACACGGUGCACUUUGUUAUAAACCCAAGCACUGUCGUAACAACUUUGAGGCCUUAAUUAAGAAAUGUGUUUCUCAUUGUUCUAGCGACUUAACGUCAAAGACCAGUCGUAAAAGUUUUCUUCCCAUCAAAGGUUAUGUCCUAACUCUCUGAAAGUUCUCUCAUUUUAAACGGCUUCUUCCUUUUGACUGAAUUUCUAAAGGAUGUUUUAGGAUUAUGGGUUUUUUGUUUUUUUAAUAUCUGCUGUCUAAGACUGAUAAGGUUCUCAACACUUUGUGGUUUUAAAGCUUGACUUGUGUACACGAGGCAUUUUCUCAAAUAAUCAGCAUUGACACUGAGCCGAGCAGGCUUGUUGCCAAAGCAUUUUUAACAUGAAAAAUGCUGAAUGUACUUUUCGUUUUGUUUAUUUUGUCUGCUUUUGUUUUGAGCAGCUUCAUUUUCUUUCAGUGGAAGAAAACACAAAUGUCUUACGAAUAAAUAGUCUUGUUGUG